UCUUGAUAAAUGCACCAUUGUGGGAGUGAUUGCCUAGAAUCUAGAACAUUUAUGGUUUUUCCCUAACUCCAGAAUUAUAAAAAUUUCUUCAAAACAAAGGUGACACAUCAGUUAAGUUGAAAAUCCUUGUCAAUCUUCUCAGUAAUCCUUCGACUGCAAAACUUCUUCAACGCUACCGUGAGAAAUGGUUGCGGGGUAAAAGGAGUUAUUUGAAGGUUUUCAAAGCAUAAGCAACGAUAAUUUGUUAAGCCAAAAACUGGGACCCAUAAACAAAACAUCAAAAAUCAUUUCUUGUUUUCAAGUUGACGGGAGUAAAGCAGCUCAUGUGUUUAGUAUGAAAUUUAUUGAAUGACAGGAAUAUCUCCAACCUUUGGGGUUUCAAAAAUGUUCAAAAAUUUUGCACCAAAAAUUGCCUUGUAGAGCAUAUUUCUCAAAAUCGCUAAACUCGACUUGAGGAGCUGCUCUGGUGCUCGACAAGGCUAUGGUCGUAAUACUUAAGGCACAUUGCAAGAAUUGCAGAAUGGAGCUGCAGAAAUUAACGAGAGCGGCCCUUUUGGAUCAUCGCUGCCCGUGUCUUGCAGAGAAUAGACUUGCUUGACACAAGGCAGGUAUAUAUGAAAAAUAUCAAGCGCAUCUACCACGAUGUAACAGUUUUUGAAAGGCCCCGUUAAACCAAUUCUUUUCUUUAGAUUAAUUGAUAUUCAAAAUGGGGUCUCAAGUAACACCAAUUUUUCUGGCCUAAAAACAUUGUUUUGAAACUUAGAAAUAGUUCAGAUUCUAGCCCAAUGUCGAAAUUAAGUUAAAAGUUCACAAUUUCAAAGAAACUAACAAAUACUUUUUUUAAUUUCUGUUUUAAGUUACAGGGUUGCAGCGUAAAAAGAGGAAUUGAAAUCGAUUCUCUAUUGCUUUCAUAUCAUCAUUUUUUGCACUUAAGAGUGUUGCCAAAAGAACAAACGUGCGUUUGGAACUCGAAGAUUGAGAAGAGGCAGCAACAAAAAAAGAAAAGAGAAGCUAGCAUUUGAAUAAAGUACCUGUCAGAAAUUAAAUUUGAUGGGAAAAUUUUAGGAAAAUACUGCUGACAAUGAGUAAAUAUUUCUUAAUGAUUUUUCCACGUCUUAUUAAAUUUUUGGGAAUAUGGGUGUUAACACAGAGGGUCUAACUAGGCCUUUUCGUUGACUAGUGUAAUAAAUAAACUGCCAUAUAUAUAAACAAAUAACACCGCUAUUUGGUCCAUAACUCUAAAGAUUCAUUAAAAAAGGGCUAAAUAAUAAUUCUUUGACCAAUGAGAUGAACCGUUAUAUAAGAUGUAAUUAAAAAGUGAGAUUCUGCAAGGAAAGGCAGUCUCUGCAAUUGAGACGGUAGAGCAAACGGUUGGACAAUUCCAUAUAAAAACUGAAGAGUGAGAUGCCUAGUGAAAACAGUGAAAUGACUCUGUGCCUGACGAUAUUCGCUAACAGUGAUGGAAAUAUAAGCACAACUCUUGUUGGAUCCAUCACGGUUCUCUUUGCAUUUAUAAACAUAGCAUCAAAUGCUCUGUUAAUUUUCGCAAUGUACAAAUCGAAGCAGAUCAGGACACAUUCAAACAAAUUUCUUCUUAUAAUGACAAUAUCCGAUCUGUGCACCGGAAUCUUUGUAAUGCCAGGAUUAGGAAUAUUUUGGAUCGCUGGAAAGCAACGAAGUUGUCUUGAAGUCCAGGUUAUGGAAUUUCUGAUGAUGUUUUUUGCAUAUAUGUCGAUUUUGAUGAUCGUUUGCAUCUCGGUCGAUCGAUACUUCCACGUGACAAAGCAAGGCAGAUACCAAGCCUGGAUGAACCGUUUCCGAUUUUCCCUCAUAGUAGCAGCAUUUUUAGGAGUCGGAUUUGUAAUGGCGAUGCUCUCCAUAAGUUUAACUUCAUUCUAUCUAGUAGUUGCGAUGGUUAUUUUCAACUUACUUCAGGUUUUAUGCCUUAUCAUUUUCAACACAAGAACUCUUAGGAUCCUAGAACGUCACCAAAGAACAACUGUAUUACGACUGCAAAAUGGGAGCCGAAUUGCUAAUGGCUUGCAAAUUGUCCCAAAUGAGAAACUCCGUGCUGUUAGAACGAUUCGCUUGGUAUUAGCUGCAGUUUUAGCCUGUUAUCUUCCAGUCAACAUCGCAACUAUUGCUUGGACUUAUUUUAAGUUCAACCUACAUAUCAAGCCAGGAUUCACAUUAACGGUGCUAUAUGAAUGGACAAAGCCAAUUAUGUUGAGCGUGACAUUUCUCAAUUCUUUGAUAAUAUUUCAAGGAAAUAAGAAGAUUCGUCGAACAUUGUCGUCCAUUUUCAGAAAGGACAGAGUUGAUCAUGAAUGAAAAACUACAUUAUCUAUUCUUUUUUAGGCUACACGUACUACUUUGAACGAUCAGAACUAAUCACAAUGAAAUGACAAGACUAGUUCUGAAGGCAAAUAUGAUUCCUUUCAUUUAAACAUUUAAAUAUUUUCUCAUGCACUUUAUAUUGCUUGUGCUCAAAUUUUUGCUACUUUGGAUUUUGAUUUUAUGUCAGCAAAACCAUCUUCAUUAAAAGUGCCUUAGGUCUAACGACAUCUACUAUGAAAACAUAUGUUACGUACGUAGAUUUUCUAAUUUCACUACGAUCUCUACUGGUUUUGGACUUCGUUCGGGCUUUAAAAGCUCAACUUCUUAUCUUCAUCUAUGCGAUGCGAAUUGGAUACAAAUUUAGACUGGUCCUUCAUCAUAAUCGUUAAGCCUUACUGCUCAUGCAUUGCAAAAUUUAUGUUAAAAUUCUAUAUACAAAUUAAUUAAAAUAAUUUUUUUUCUUUCCGCAAAGAUGGCGGGAAAUAGCAGAAACAUUGCAUGCUAAAGCAUUUCUUCUACAAAAUUUCUCCAUGUAUAAAAGUCGGAUAGUGCCUAAAAGAAAGCAGAAUGCUUAUAACCUCAUGUGGAUCGAAAGUAGCGUGAGAGGGAGACAGACAUAUUGGA
This is a messenger RNA of Rhopilema esculentum, 2961 nucleotides long. The record is from RefSeq and is a predicted model, not a curated record. NCBI's taxonomy places the organism in Eukaryota, Metazoa, Cnidaria, Scyphozoa, Rhizostomeae, Rhizostomatidae.